Molecule: messenger RNA, 7276 nt
Organism: Xyrichtys novacula (pearly razorfish)
Lineage: Eukaryota; Metazoa; Chordata; Actinopteri; Labriformes; Labridae
Source: the annotation of a GenBank genome assembly
GGACCAGUCAUCGCAGAUCAUCACAGGCGCUUCAAACUAGCCGCUACAACUUUACCAGGAGAGGAGAAAAGGACGAUUUCACUCUUUCUGUCGGUGUGUGAGAACAUACUGUGACUGAAAGAAGCGGGAUAACGGGAUGGGGGACACUAUUUUACAAGGGCAACGUAAGUAAAUGUUCAUUUUAAGCAAACAAAGACAUUUUGUGUACGGGGGCCCUUGUAGAACACAAGUAAUAAUCGUCUCUUUCCACUUAGGUCCUCCUUUCCCCCUCUCUGCUCUGCGUCUCCUGGUUCCGCCUGUCAGGCUGGUCUCUGCAGCGAUCUGGCAGACGGUCCAGAUGAAAAAUGUGGCAGAUUAUGGGAUUAUUCAGGAGUUUGUUUCCUUAAUGACUGACAACGUUCCUGAGCUACUCACUCCUCAGCAGAAGGCCCAACUUGUCCUGGGACUCCGAGCACGGGUGAGAGGAUGAAUGAUCAAUUAUCAUUCACUCGUUAAUUUAUACAGAAAACUGAUGCUCUUGGUAGUGAUAGGCACGGCAGUUCUUUUAGGUGUACUGAAUGUCUAGAAUCGGUUCACUAAAAAGAUUCGUUCAAAAGAUUCGUUUACCAAAUCACCGAAUCAUUCAGUACUUGGCGGGAAGAGCCUGUGACUCCGUCCUCCUGAACUGAUACACAGCUGAACGGUUGAGGAGUCAGUUCAAUUCAUAGCUUCUGGGACUGAGAGACAAGAGUGUGAGGCUGUGUUGCUUUGGCUAACAGGUUUGUAACCAUGUCAGUCAUGUUGUACUGUCAGAAUCAGAAUGUCCUUUAUUGUCAUCAUACUACAAGUACAACGGGAUUGGGGAGCUUCUCCUUUUCCAGUGUAAUAGACAAGUGAAAAUAAGGUAGUAAAAGUACAAAUAGUCGUAAGAACGAAGGUACUAUACAUACAAGACAAGAAUUUUACAGAACAGUAAAAUAAUGUAUAAAUACAUUUUUAUAUGUACUAUAUAGACAUGUAUUGCACAGGUUAAGGAUAUAUUAAUCAACACAGCAGCAGUAACGUUGGCAGUAUCGCACUUGUUACUUCAUCUUGAGGGCUGGAGCUGGUUUAAGGGAGUUUAAGAUGGUGAUGGCUCGAAGGAAGAAGCUGUUUUUGAGUCUGUUAGUCCUUCUCCCAGAGGGCAGCAGGUCAAACAGCUGGGCACCAGGGUGUGAAGGGUCAUGGAUGAUGUUUUGAGCUCUGCUGAGGCACCGGGUGGAGUAGAUGUCCGUCAGGGAGAGGAGAGGGCAGCAGAUGAUCCUCUGUGCUGUUUUGACUGUCCUCUGGAGCCUCUCUCUGUCCGCCUUGGUGCAGCUCCCUUACCAUGUGGUGAUGCUGUACGUCAGCAGGCUCUCAAUGGAUGAGUGGUAGAAGGCCAGCAGCAGCUUCCUGUCCAGCUGGUUCCUCCUGAGGACUCUCAGGAAGUGCAGCCGCUGCUGGGCCUUCUUUAUGAUGGCAGUGAUGUUGGCUGACCAGGAGAGGUUGUCACAGAUCUUGAUUCCCAGCAACCUGAAUGUGUGGACCCUUUCCUAUGUCCUAUGGUGUGCUAUUCAUCUGGUUUGCUCGGUAAAUUGGGCUCAGUGAGUGAUUCGCUCUCUGAACGUUUAGAAGAAUUCACACUGAACAUGCACCGUUCCCUCGCAAACCACUGCAAUGAUAGGAUGUUGCAGGUUUUAUGUACUACUUGUUACAUGCUGUGUCGGAUGGUAUGCAAGUUGUUGUGGUGGCAAUUUAGCAGUGAAAAAAAAAAGUUAGUUGUGGCCGACAAAAAUGAUUCCAGAGAGUGUAGUUCACUGUGUGAUUCUUUUACCAAGUGACUCAGGCGUCGAUGCAUGCGGUCCCUCAUUCGCCGGCUGCUCGCCUGGCCAUACUGCGUACUAAAGCAGCUACACUGCUGACAACUCAACUGAAAUGAGAAACGAACGAAUCAUUUGAGGAGGUGAUUCAGUUCCUUUGAACGAAUUGUUAGUGAACGACACAACGCUAGCUCUUGGUAAUAAGGGGUUGAUGUAAACAUUUAAGAAGUAGAUAGAUUGCUGAUUGAAAACCAGUUUGGAGACUUAUGAUAAAGUAUUAAAACGAUUAUCAUUGGCAACCUAUGUUAUCUUAUUUUGGACUUUUUACUGGCAUAGAUGAAGAAGUACUUUUAAAAAAAGCCCCUGGUUAGGUAUAAAUUAUCUAAACAUGAGGGAUUUCUGUGGAAUGAUAUAAAAUUACAUUUGGAGAGUAUUUGUACUUGGACUUUGAUCAUGAUGCUGUCUUUGUUCUUCCAGCUGAUUCUGGAGCUGUGUCGAUUUGAAGCAGACUUGGAGCUUAUUCAGCCGCACUUGGACAAUGUGCGAAUCCUGAUCCAGGACUGGGUGGAAGAGGUGAGUUUCAAGUGGAGUUACUUCAAGGAAUAUUCCGGCGUAAAAUUAAGUUGGGGUCCAACACACUGUUACACCGAGUUAGACACCCCCUCAAGAGAUGAAGGUUACCGACCGCUUCUCUAGUUAUACCAACUUUGGUAACGACCAUACGAUAGCAAUACACAGCGGUUUAAGGAGCCAUAAACAAACCUCAACCAAAACACCACUCUAUAGCCACAAAUAACACUCAAAACAGCACCUAACUUCAUCAACAGUACAUAUAAGGUCCCAGCCAUAGUACUAGAAGAACAUUUAUGAUCAUUUCUUCAUGGAAAUGCAAUCAGACCGAGAUGCUAAGACAGAAGAACUACUGUGUCUGCAGUGCAAAUUGAUUAUUAUGAUGAUUAUUACUUCAAGGAAAUGAUACAGUAAUGAUCAUAAAUGUUCUUCCUUGAGCUGCGUCACCCCACUGCAGUCCGUAAUGGACCUCUGGGUUUUUGCUACAAACAAACGGCUGCUGGAAGAGAGUAGGUUAGUUUUGUUUAGUCUCUUUGCAAAAGAAAUUAGGCAAAGUUAAAAAGAUGUUUGAUUGCUAGUACUAUGGCUGGGACCCUGUAUGUACUGUUGAUGAAGUUAGGUGCUGUUCUGAGCAUUAUAGAGUUGCUUUUUGGUUGAGGUUGAUGUGUGGUUCCAUAGACCGCUGUGUAUUGCUAUUGUGCGGUCGUUACUCAAGUUGGUUUCACUAGAGAAGCAAGCGGUCUGCAACAUUCAUCAGUAGAGGGGGUGUCUAACUUGGUGUUUGACCCUAACUUAAUUUUAUGCUGCAAUACCCCUUUAAGUCUAAUGAAAAUUUCUCUUCUCUUGAGUUCUCUGUCCUAUUAACUUCUAAUGCUCAUGUUAUGUUGUUCAGGCUGGAACAGAGAUUAUGGAAGUGCCGAACUCUGAGUUUGUGGAUCUGGUUCAAAACCUGCUGAAGAAUCCUGAGGAGAGGGAGCAUUUCUUUCAAGUCAGUUCAAAUGAUUUUUUUUCUGUAUUUCUAAGACUCUUAACUGCAACCCCAAACUGAAAAGUUGGGAUGUUGUGUGAAAUGCUAACUAUGAAAAAUAUAUGCUCACUUUAAAUUCAAUGCCAGCAACAGAUUUUUUAAAAAUUGUGACGGGAGAAAAAAAGUUUUGAAGUUUUGUAAUGCAAAACAAAUAUUUGAGGACACAUCUCCUAACUGAUGAGGUUACUUUGCAACAUGUCAGUAACAGUGAUUAGGUAUGAAUGGGUGCUAUAGAGAAACUGAGUCCCUCAGAAGUCAAGAAGAUAGAGAGAUUCACCACUCUGUCUGAGACUGCAUGGGAAAAUGAUUUCACAAUUCCCACGUUAUGUUUCUAAGCAUAAAACUACAAAAAUUUUAUUUUAUCAUUUACAGUUAAAAAUAUCAAUAAAAAUAAUUCUGAGAAUCUGGAGAAAUGUUUAUCGAAAAUGGACAAGGCUGAUAACUUAUAGUAGAUAGAUGGUUAUAAUCUUUGGGCCCUUGGGCAACACUGCAUUAAAAACAGACAUGAUAUUUAAUCCACCCUGUUGAGGAUCUUGAUGAUUAAUAAUAAUUUUCUUCUUAAUCUUCUUCUUUCUUGCAGCAAGUGUUCCCUGAAGAGUUUGGACCCAGAUAUGAUGACGCUCUUCAGACUUUGAUGUGGACGUUUCUGUCCAGACUUGAUGAUUUUCUUUCUUUUCAAACUUUCCAUCAGGUAAAUAAAAAAAGAAUGUAGAAAUUAUAAAAAGAGAUAUCGUGUUGAUAUCACUUUAAAUGGGUGAUGUGGUAUUCCUAAACCUUACUCCUUUCUUUUUUUACUCAAUUUGGGGUCUAAAUAACUCAAAGUUUAGGAUUGUUACACACUGAUCCAACCUUGAAAUACACUUGCUCAGAGAUUUUGUUUUUUGUCAUUGAGGGUCAGGUUGUUGUGAAAAUAUCGCAGAAAGGUGAUUUAAUUUAAAACAGAAACAGAGGGCCAGUAGCUCUCUCAAAAGCCACCAGACUCCUUUUAGAAAUAUAUUUAUAAGUUGCUUUACAAAGAACCCUCAGACCACAACAUGGCCAGAUGAUUAAUGCUUUAUAAUAGACACUUAAUAGCUUAUAUGCUACUAAUGUACUUUCAGUAAACAGCUAACUAAAAAUGAAUAUGUACUCCCUUUUCUAAAAUGUUGCCGGUUGAGCAGAAAUGAUUUGCUCUUGUAUACAGCAAGUCCCAAUAUAGAAAUUGAAUCUUUUUCUUUAUUUGUGUCUUCAGGUUGCCUCCAUGUUGGGUGAGGUGUCCUCAGUUCUGGAGGACUGUAUGAACUCAGUCUCAGGAUGUGAGGAACUCAAAACUCUGCUGCAUUACCAGAAGGACCUCGUACAGCUGCAGCACAACGGUGAGCCCUUGUAUUGCUCUUUUUUUUUUCAAUUACUCGAUGGACGCGGUUGUCAAGUCAGCAGAGAGAGCGGCUCUAUAAAGCUCUUCAUACUUUCCACAGUGCUGCACUGAACUCUUUUCUUAUAAAUUUUCAGAGAAUAACUUAAUCUUGGUGUCAGAUUUUUCUAAACCUGUGCAAAUAAUGCACACAAAUAGUAAAGGAAUGAUCAGGGUAUUUCAGUCAUCUGUAGAUAUUACUCACUCAACAUCAAAUCAAGGUUAGAUAAAAUGUGACAUGAAGAAUUGAAUCUGAAUUGAACUGUGAGUCUGUCGUUUUUUUUCAUGUUUUUUUUCCUCUUUUUAUCUCAUUCCAGAUUAUUCUUUGGAUGGUUCCUGCAUUAUUACAGCCCUCAAACUUCCGUCUGUUGGAAAAUCUGAGACUCAUGAAAUACAACUGCAGGCUGGGCUGUCAUCUUCAUCAGAUCUGGAGAGGGAAUCUCCAACCCUGCCUCAUGAAGCACAAACAAAGACAGACCCAAACACACACAGACAGACACGGGUUUGUGAUCCAACUCUCAGGAGAAACGGAUCAGUCGUGUUUUGUAGAGAGUCGACACCACCUGAGGGAAGUGUUUUUCAAGGGCAAGAAGAAGAUCCGUCUUUAAAUUUAAAACAAUGCCAGAUUCAACUGAAAAGAGUCGACGUCUCGCCCUAUCUGCGAACACGACCUGUGAGGCGAAACAGAGGGUUGAAGAUGCAGAAGCUCCUGAUGGAAGAGAAAAGAGAUCUCAAUAAGAAGGCUUCUCCUUCCUGGAAACCAGCGUCUAGAAAAACCCACAACAGGGCUCGCUCAAAAGUCUCAGACGAUGAGAGUUCAGGCAGCUUGGUCAAAGACACGUUUAUGGCUCCCAUUAGCACUUGCAGUGAAGACGACUCCUGGUCGUACUACUCUGAUGACAAUUCCUUCCACAAACCUUCCAGUCCAAGUGAGGCUGGCUCCUGGUCUCAUUACUCUGACGAUGACUCUUCGUUUGAGCCUCCAGCCAGGAGCUUGUCUGACGAUGACUCAUCGUCAAGCCACUCAAAUGAAGAUUCGACCUUCUUGAUUUCCAAAAAUGUCUCAGCUGUCAAAAGCAGCAGCACCACGAAAAAAAAAGUGGAGUGUUUUAUCUGCAAAGAGCUCGUGUCCACAAGCCUGAGGACUCACAUGAAAACUCACUUUCCCACCGGGGAUUACGCCUGCCCUCGGUGCGACAGCCGGUUCAAACUCUUCACCUCUCUGAAGCAGCACCUUAAAAGAAUCUGCUUCGAGCACGUCCAGCAGCCGGUGGAUCCAGCCAAGCCGGACGAGACCAGUAACCUUUACAAAUGCGACAAAUGUGUGGAAGCGUUCAAGUACAAAGUCUCUCUGGAGAAGCACAAACUGACCCACGAUGAACUGUACUGUAGCGUGUGCAGGAAGGUGUUGCGAGACGCAGAAGCGUUGGCGAGACACAAGUCUUCCCACACGCUGUAUCAGUGUAACCGCUGCGAGGAGACCUUCACUCUCUUCAAGCCUUUGUUGAGACAUUACCAAAACGUCCAUGAAACCAGGAAGCCCUUCAAGUGCAUUCACUGUCCGAAGACUCUGUCCAAGCUGCGUGUUUUGAUCGCGCAUGAGUGGAAACACACGGGCCAUCUCCCGUUUCAGUGCGCUCAGUGUAGCUUGAGGUUCAAAACAGAUGGAGAUCUCAUUUCACACUUGAGAGUCCACACCAGAGAGAAGCCGUACCUGUGUGCAGAGUGCGGCAAGACUUUCUCCCAAAGGUCCAACCUACUGCGACACUUCGAGCUCCUCCACAGUGAGUCUCGAAAUGAGAAGAGGCAUCGCUGCUCUGAGUGUGACAAAUCCUUUAAAGAGAAAGGAGCUCUGAAGAAACACCAGAGGCUCAAACACUUUGAAACGCUGCUGCAGUUAUUCCGUCAUCAGUGCCAGUACUGUGGAAAGAUGGUCUCCGCUUCCACGAUUGCCCGACACAAACUUAUCCACACUGGAGAGAGACCUUAUAAAUGCACCGUGCCUGAGUGUGAUAAACACUUCAGGUCGACCACGGAGGUGAAGAGACAUGUCCUCAUACACCACACCACAGAGAGGCCCUACAAAUGUGACAGCUGCGGGAAGGGCUUCAUUCAAAAGUUUGACCUCAAUACACACGCGAAAAUACACUCAGGAGUGAAGCCGUUUGUCUGCCACUGCGGCAAAGCUUUCCCCAAACUCUACAGCAUGCAGAGGCACAAAAGACUGGUGCAUACAAAGUAACUCUGUAGAGUAGUAACACUCAGGAAUCAGCAAUGUCUUCAAGUUUAGCAUCAUGGUCUGAAAAGCUGUACCUGCUAAAAUGCUACCUGCAUGUCUUUAAUGUCCAGUAGGGGGAGACUCGUCUGUAUGUGUAACCAUUGUAUAGAACUGUAUAGAAUUUCACUGCAAGGUGAGCCCACUUGUACCUUGGUUUAUUCUCUCAAUAAACAUUUUCUCUCACAAGUCCA